GAUCUAAAUGACAAAUGACAUAAACAUACAGAUGGGAUAUGUUUGGCUUUGAAUAGGAAAUAUGUGAACUUCUAAUGUGUGAUGAGAUCCCAAUUUUGAGAUGUGAUUGAUGAGGACCACCAUUGAAUACUUAUGAUGUCUAUUUAGAAAAAUAGAACUUUAGCAUCAGAGUUUUAGAAAGAGCAAUGGACCAUUUACUAUGAAUUUGAGGCAACUACAUUGUAUAUUACACUUUGCCUUGCUGGCUUGUUUGGCACAUCUUCAAGAAACAUGUGUGUGUGUUUGUCACACAUCACACAAUAUUUAUAUAUAAAAGAAGAUGCUGGUGAUGGCUUGAUUAUGACGAUGAAAAGUGGUUGUGUUUGCUGAGUCUCAUAAGAGAUGGGUGGUGUUGCAUGGACAGAAGAAGAAGAUCAUUUGCUUAAGAAAUGCAUACAACAAUAUGGUGAAGGAAAGUGGCAUCGAGUUCCUCUAUUGGCAGGUCUAAACAGAUGCAGAAAGAGUUGUAGGCUAAGAUGGUUGAACUAUCUCCGUCCUAACAUCAAGAGAGGAAAUUUUGCUGAUGAGGAAGUUGAAAUGAUUGUAAAACUCCACAAAUUAUUAGGCAACAGGUGGUCCCUAAUUGCAGGAAGGCUACCAGGAAGGACAGCCAAUGAUGUGAAAAACUAUUGGAAUUGUCAUCUAAGCAAAAAAGUAAAUGCUCUAGAAGCUGAUCAAGAAGGAUCACAAUUAUCCAAAGAUGUUCAAAUGAUUAGGCCACAACCAAGAAACAUUGGUUCAAGCUCAACAAUGAAGAGAAGAAGCCAAGUAGAGUCACCAAGUGAUCAAGUUCUAGUUGAACAAGAGAGUGACAUAACAAAAUUUGAUGCUAAUGGAAAGAACAAUAUGAUUGAAUCACAACAAGACAUGAUGAUGUAUUCAUGUUUGGACCAACAAGGUAUGUUUGGUGAGUUUCCAAUGGAUUUUCAAUUAGAAGGAUUUGAAGCUAUGGUAAGUGGUGGAGAAGGUAGUAGUAACCAAUGGAAUUGGGAUGAUUUGCUCUUAGAUAUGGAUAUGUAUAAUGACUUUACUUCUUAGAUUAUCAUCCCUUGUUAAUAGGGAAGACAAUGGUACUCUUUAUACCUUGGUUGUGUAUUAAUAUCAAAGUUAAAUGUUUUCCAAGGAAAUGCAUUGUACCUAAAUUGAUCAUGUAUUUUGUAAAUUGAAGUCAUUGCUAAUAAAAUUAACCAAUAAAGUUGGUUUUGUGA
Molecule: messenger RNA, 1247 nt
Organism: Trifolium pratense (red clover)
Lineage: Eukaryota; Viridiplantae; Streptophyta; Magnoliopsida; Fabales; Fabaceae
Product: transcription factor MYB113-like
Exons: 3
Coding region: 382-1077 (231 amino acids)
Source: RefSeq, a predicted model, not a curated record